AAAACACUUACCUGGUUUCCUUGGGUCUGGUACUACACAGUAUUAGCAGCCUCCAAAACUUUGAAAGGAGCAGAUUUCUGUGGAGAGAAGUUGGCUUGGUUUUUUGGCAUCACAACACCAAAAUAUCAAUAUGCCAUUGAUGAAUUCUACAGAUUGAAAGAAGAGGAGGAGAAAGAAAAAGCAAGACAAGAGAAAAUACUUAGGAAGUUGGAGACAGAAAAGUUAUCAAGUGUUGAUGUAGAAAUUGACUUUAAAGGCAUUCCGUCCAAACACAUGCCAAGUGCUAAUACCUCAGAAAAUAUGGAAAAAUACUGACUUUGUCAACACCCAGCACCAUGUGAUUGUAAAACAAUACUUAAAAGCUCGGAAAGUGAUUUUUGUUAGUACAUUGUAAUACAUACUAUCAUCAUAUUUGGAUCAUAAUUAAACAUGAUAAAAGUUUAAAAAAAUAGUUUUUCAUUGUUCAAAUUUUCAAAAAAUAAUUAAAUUAAUUGUCCAACAUUUUUGUAGGUCAUUAUUGGUAAGUACUGCUAGUGUACAUGUACUAACAGAAAUCACUUGUUCAAGAAAGUUUGAUCAGAUUUAUUUUUUCUUUAGAAGUUUGACCUCUUUGUCUGUGAUAUAACCUUGUUGAUCUGAUAGAAAUGGUACGGGAGAACUGAGCAGGUGAACCUUACGUCUUUAUGAGCACAUUCGUGAUAAAAUCCAGAAUAUCAUUGUCUUAAGCCAGUCUGGACAAACAUUGACAAGGGAUCAUGUGUAUUUCACGAAAGAUUCAUUUUACCAGCUCAAAAGAUGGUUGUGUGUCAGUUAUUUAUCUGUAUGUGUGUAGAUAAAGCAUUCUGAACAAAUUAAGGGCUAUUGCAAGAAAAUAUCUGUCUUAUAAGACCAUUCUAGAUGUGAAGAAAUUUGACUUAAAAUGAAUGCUUGAGAAAAUGCAUUUUAUCAUACAGUACUCUUUGAAUUAAGAUUAUUCUCUCGGAAGUCAUAUUUCAUGAACUCUGAAAACCUCUUCCUGGGUGUUAGAUAAUUUGAUGCAAUAUCCCUUAGUUAUAUCAGUUACCUUAAUGCUUUGAGUUGCACCAAGAAAUGUGUCUACGCAGAGCUCCUAUAUAUGUUUAAGUUUUCUUUAUUUAAAGGCUUUGUACUAUUUCAUUUUUUGUUAUGUUGAGAUUUGUGCUGUUGAUGUAAAACCAUUUGUCUUGUUUACAGUUCUGAUGUUACCCUUUUGUCACUGGUACAGGAAACAAACAAAAAUAUAGAGUAUGGCAUCAAAUUUGAUUUAACUGGCAGUACAUUCAAAUCCAUGAAACCUACAGAUUUAAUCCAUGAUAUUCUCCAUUAGGGACCAUGAUAGCUGCAUCAGAAGAGCAUCAAAAUUUACCACCUGAGGUGAAUAUUCUAGGUCAUUAUGCUUCUUAGGCAGCUGAUAGAUUGGAUCAACCUGUGCUGUUGUGUCCUUGGGCAUGACACUUUACCCUUAUUACCCAGAAUUCCAUGCAACGGACAUCUUGCAUGUCAGUAAGGUAGUCACCAGCCUCAAAAUGUCCUGACUGUUGAUUGGCUAUAAACCCAACAAUCAUGUUCUCAGCAAUAGAUAAAACAACACGAUUCACAGUUAUAUCCUAAAAUCACCAAUGGUUACAGAUAAGGCAGUAUUGAAAGUAAAAGUCUUUUUCUACAUCAUUUUGUGCAGUUGUGUUUUACUCAAUGGUCAAAAUCACCCCCUCCCCCUACCCCCGACAGAACGUUAAUUCAGGCCUACAGAAAUGUAAUAUUGAAAUAAUAUGUUAUUUGUUAGAUCUGGUAUAGAACAAAAUAUUCCUUUGUGAAGUAUGUUUUAUCCUGUAUUGUGUGAAACCAUAUGUUAUCAACCAAUUAAAAUGUUGUAAAAUACAUUAUGUAUAGUACAAAUAUUCUAUGAUUAAAUACUCAUUUCGUGUGUGUUUGGUAGGACAUGACAUAAACCAGGGUGUUGAGAUAUUCUGUUUCUUGGUUUUAAAAAAAUCUUUCUUGGUUUGAUCAGUGGUAUAAAAUUUUGAAUGUAUAUAUAUAUAUUUAUCGUAUCGAAAUAUUUCAUGUUAAUUGUAUUUGACAUGAGAGAAAGUCUAUGUAAGUGAAUGUUUUAAUUUACAAAGUUAUUAAAAAAUAGCCUAGUAAGUAAAACAAAGGUGUGAAUGUGUCAUUGAAUUAGACAUGAGAACUAAAUUGGUCGGUUAUACUGAAGGUUAGUAAUUUUCAUACAGCUUGUAUGGUAUAGAUUUUUAAACAAGAGUGCUAAAAAGUUUGAAAUCAAAGCUAGCUUAUAAAAAAAUUGUUCUGAAAGUUGAAAGUUGUUAACAAAAGUUCUUUCUUGGUUUUAAAAGCAUCAUUUAAAGAUGAAUUUUACAUGUUUAAAUGACUUUCAAAAUAAAGAAAAAUGUCUGAAGUGUGA
Ylistrum balloti is the source of this 2434-nucleotide messenger RNA. RefSeq names its product protein FAM177A1-like. The transcript is spliced from 3 exons. The record is from RefSeq and is a predicted model, not a curated record. NCBI's taxonomy places the organism in Eukaryota, Metazoa, Mollusca, Bivalvia, Pectinida, Pectinidae. The annotation marks the transcript as partial.